AUGGCUCCUACAGCAGCAUCUUCAGACACCAUACAGCCUAGAGAUGUUUGCAUUGUUGGUGUUGCACGAACACCAAUGGGUGGGUUUCUUGGUACUCUUUCAUCUGUACCUGCCACGAAGCUUGGCUCUAUAGCCAUUGAAGCUGCUCUUAAAAGAGCUAAUGUUAAUCCAUCACUUGUGGAAGAAGUAUUCUUUGGGAAUGUCCUUAGUGCAAAUUUGGGGCAAGCUCCCGCCAGACAAGCUGCUCUUGGAGCUGGACUAUCCAAAUCUGUAGUCUGCACUACUGUUAACAAAGUUUGUGCAUCAGGAAUGAAAGCUACAAUGCUUGCUGCACAGAGUAUUCAACUGGGCAUAAAUGAUGUUGUUGUGGCUGGUGGUAUGGAAAACAUGUCUAGUGUACCUAAGUACUUGGCAGAAGCAAGAAAAGGAUCCCGCCUUGGACACGACUCACUAGUUGAUGGGAUGUUGAAGGAUGGUUUGUGGGAUGUCUAUAAGGAUGUUGGUAUGGGAGUGUGCGCUGAGCUCUGUGCGGAUAACCAUUCAAUAACUAGAGAAGACCAGGAUAAUUUUGCAGUUCAGAGUUUUGAACGCGGAAUUGCUGCUCAAGAAAGUGGUUCCUUUGCUUGGGAAAUCACUCCGGUUGAAGUGUCUGGUGGAAGGGGAAGACCAUCAACAAUUGUUGACAAGGAUGAGGGCCUAGGAAAGUUUGAUGCUGCCAAGUUACGCAAACUCCGACCAAGCUUCAAGGAGACUGGAGGCUCUGUUACUGCUGGCAAUGCUUCUAGCAUAAGUGAUGGUGCUGCUGCGUUAGUUUUGGUGAGUGGAGACAAGGCAUUAAAGCUUGGUCUUCAGGUCAUUGCAAAAAUUACUGGAUAUGCUGAUGCUGCUCAGGAACCAGAGUUAUUUACAACAGCUCCAGCCAUUGCCAUCCCCAAAGCUAUCUCCAAAGCAGGGUUGGAGAUUUCACAAAUUGAUUUCUAUGAAAUUAAUGAAGCCUUCGCGGUUGUGGCUCUUGCAAAUCAGAAACUUCUCGAAUUAGACUCGGGAAAAAUAAAUGUACAUGGUGGAGCUGUAUCAUUGGGUCAUCCUCUUGGUUGCAGUGGCGCCCGUAUCCUGGUGACACUUUUGGGGGUACUGAAGCAGAAAAAUGGAAAAUAUGGUGUCGGUGGUGUUUGCAACGGAGGAGGUGGUGCUUCUGCCCUUGUUCUUGAGCUCGUGUAA
This is a messenger RNA of Lathyrus sativus (Indian pea), 1221 nucleotides long. NCBI's taxonomy places the organism in Eukaryota, Viridiplantae, Streptophyta, Magnoliopsida, Fabales, Fabaceae. The record is from the annotation of a GenBank genome assembly.